Messenger RNA from Misgurnus anguillicaudatus (oriental weatherfish), 1998 nucleotides. It is a transcript of the gene angptl2a, whose product is annotated as angiopoietin-like 2a. Lineage: Eukaryota; Metazoa; Chordata; Actinopteri; Cypriniformes; Cobitidae. The record is from RefSeq and is a predicted model, not a curated record. Gene Ontology annotation, biological process: blood coagulation.
GAGAGACUAGUGGUCAUGACUGGGGGUUAAGGACGUCGUUCCCUAAAUCAAUGUGUCAUUUUAAUUGAACACUUAACUGCUAGCAGACAGAGGAUCAUUUAUACCGAAUGACUUGCAGGGGUUUCAUGUGAACACAUGCUGCUUCAACAUGAGACAACUGAAGAAACAGACGGAGAACUGAGACGCUGAGAGACGGAGAACAGGACCGGACACGACAGGACAGACGGGACUUUGGCAGAUGGGUGAUGCCUUCGGUCUGCAUGGACCUCAGCAUCCAAUCUGCCUGGAUAGAGAUUAAAGAGAGAAAAGAGAGAGAAAGAGCGAGAGACAUCAGGAACGACUGGAACACAAACACUUUCUCCUGAGGGACACAUCAUGGCUGCGCUCUCUUUGAACGGCUUAUUUCUGUCCCUGCUGACGCUCACGCUAUCUCAACCGUUCUCCUUCGCUCAGGAGUUUGAAAGCAGAGAUGAUAUACUUGAAAAAGAGUUCAUGUACGCUGGUCGACCCAAACGCUCUCCUGACUCUCAGGCUGAUAAAUGUUCCUACACCUUCAUCGUCCCUCAGCAGAAGACCACAGGUGCUAUUUGCGUGAACUCGAAAGGACCGGAGGAGCUGCUGGAGAAUCGCGUGAACAAACAGGAGCUGGAACUUCUGAACGGAGAGCUUCACAAACAGAGGCGUCAGAUCGAGACGCUACAGCAGCUGGUGGAGGUGGACGGCGGCGUGAUCAACGAAGUCAAGCUUCUGCGCAAGGAGUCGCGCAACAUGAACGCCCGCGUCACGCAGCUCUACAUGCAGCUGCUGCACGAGAUUAUCCGUAAGAGAGACAACGCUCUGGAGGUUUCUCAGCUGGAGAACCGAGUGCUUAAUCACACGUCAGAAAUGCAGCAGUUGACCGCACGCUAUCGUGACCUGGAACACAAAUACCAUCACUUAUCUUCUCUCGCCGGCAAUCAGAGCGCCCUGAUAACGCAGCUCGAGGAACACUGUCGGAGAGGAGGGUUUGUCGGUGGUGGUGGAGGUGGUGUCAGACAGACGCGACCCUACCAGCCACCUGUAAACCUGCCACAGCCACCCCAGAUUCCCCAACAUAGACCAGCACCCCCACAACCACCCCCGAUACAACACGCCCCGGCGAUCAGACCCUUCCACCCGCCGCCCUACAACCGACAUAUCAACCAUAUGAACAAUGAAAUCCAGAGCGACCAAAACUCUAAAGCCAUCCCACCGACUUUACCGACCGUGCCAUCUGGAACUUACAGCUUCUCAACAGAUAAACCUUCAGGACCGUUUAAAGACUGUCUGCAGGCUCAAGAAGAAGGUCACAGUAACAGCGGCAUGUUUCUGCUGAAACCAGAUAAUAUCAACAAACUAAUGCAGGUUUGGUGCGAGCAGAGACAUGAUCCUGGCGGCUGGACCGUCAUCCAGAGACGUAUGGACGGAUCGGUCAACUUCUUUAGAAACUGGGAAACAUAUAAGCAAGGGUUUGGGAACAUCGAUGGUGAAUAUUGGCUCGGUCUGGAGAACAUCUACUCGCUGACCAACCAAGCCAACUACAAGCUUCUGGUGACUCUUGAGGACUGGUCAGGCAGAAAGACAUUCGCCGAAUACGCCAGUUUCCGUCUAGAGCCGGAGACGGACUUUUACAAGCUGAGGGUGGGUCGUUACCACGGCAACGCUGGAGAUUCUCUCACUUGGCACAACGGGAAACAGUUCACCACCCUGGACAGAGAUCACGACGCGUACACGGGUAACUGCGCUCAUUAUCAGAAGGGAGGAUGGUGGUACAACGCUUGUGCUCACUCUAAUCUGAACGGCGUGUGGUACCGCGGUGGACAUUACCGCAGUCGCUAUCAGGACGGAGUUUACUGGGCGGAGUUUCGCGGCGGAUCGUACUCGCUGAAAAAAGUCACAAUGAUGAUUCGUCCAAAUCCAAACACUUUCCAUUAGAAGAUGAUGCUGAGAAAGUUAAUAAAGUGCAAUGUUUUUUCAGUA